CUUGUGGUGAUUAUUUGAAACGUCAGUUUUGACAUACACAAAUCACAACCUUCACCUUCAAGUUCCCGUAAUUGACUAGUAUUAGUGAGUUGUUAUUCCCGAAAGUCGGACAAUUUCUCUUCCUCUCCUUGGAAUAUGGCCUCCAGUGAAAGUAAUGCUUACAAGAGAAGAGUGUAUGUCAAGGGGGAAAGACUCACGGUCGAGGAGGAUCUGCUGCACGAGUUUAAAGGUCACCGUAAUUUUUCUAAAGAUGACAUUCCACAAGCAGCCAUUAUCAAUAGAACUCAGAGGCCCAUAUCAAGGAAUCUGUGUGGGUUCCUUAACACAGGAGCUGGAGGUGUUGUCUACUGUGGAGUGACAGAUAACGGAGAUGUCCAAGGAAUCCGUCUAACAAACUAUCAAAAAGACCAUGUUCUGCUCUCAGUUCAAGACCUUUUUUCAAGAUUCGAACCUCCUGUUGAUCCCAGCAUGUACACUGUCCAUUUUUUUCCUGUAGUUACAGAUGUCAACCAUAUUCCGGAAAUCACAGCUCAUCCUGUAAAUCAUGAACAGAGGAACACACCUCAUAUUUUGAGGACAUCCAAAUAUUGCUGGUGUGACAGGGAUGCUGCAGCACAACAUGACUUUGGCAUAUUAGCUCCAUUAUAUGUAAUUGAAAUUGAAGUCUUUCCAUGGGACCCCGCGUGCAAAUUAUCGUUGACCCCCACAACUCCCAUACAUCCACUCUUUUGUAACGAAGAACGUCUCUGUUUUAUCCGACGACUUGGUGGCUUGCAUCAACCCAGUUUAGAGGAAGUCAUCCAGUUGGCGGAAGCGGAUACUGCUCGAUACCACAUCAUGAAAGAAUGACAUAUCCAGCCGACUUCAACGCUACCAUUGCAAUAUUACCUUUCAUGCGAACGUGACUUGAGUUCGACGCCUUUUUUUUUCUAACGAUUCCACAAAAUUGUUCAUGCGACAAAGGAAUCUCUACCUUUUCUCAAGUUGUAAGGAUGUGCCAUAAAACGUUAGGUAACAAAUGCGUCUAUCUUUGUCAUUUACAAGUCAAUAAUUGUUUCCGUUCCGGUUGGAAAUAAACUGAAAUUUUUCCCGGUUCAUCAUCAGUUCGACUUGUGAUUGUAUAACAAUCCGCCGCAUUCGAAAUAAACGAAUUAAUUUUUCCGUU
Molecule: messenger RNA, 1165 nt
Organism: Daphnia carinata
Lineage: Eukaryota; Metazoa; Arthropoda; Branchiopoda; Diplostraca; Daphniidae
Product: protein tofu-2-like
Exons: 6
Coding region: 136-849 (237 amino acids)
Source: RefSeq, a predicted model, not a curated record